UCAAAAAAAAGUCAAGAGAGAGUGCAGCAUAACCCUUCAACCCAUCAACUACAACAUUCGAUACUUGAGGCAGUGAACGUCAUUAACAUUCCUCCUGACACCGCCCGUGACUCAGUCUAGCCUUGAUAGUAUAUCUCAGAAGACUAGGAAGAUGGCGGAGAAUAUAUUCCUUUUCGUCCCAAACCUCAUUGGUUAUGGUCGCAUCAUAUUGGCAUUGCUGUCGUUCUACUACAUGCCCACCAACCAUAUCAUGGCAGCAUCUAUGUAUAUUCUGUCUGGUUUUCUGGAUGCUUUUGAUGGCCACGCUGCUAGACUUCUUAAUCAAGGUACAAAAUUUGGUGCAAUGCUGGACAUGCUAACAGACCGUUGUGGAACAAUGUGUUUACUGGUCACACUGAGCCAUUUCUACCCUCAGUAUAUGUUCUUCUUCCAGCUCGCCAUGACUAUUGAUAUAGCCUGCCACUGGCUUCACCUUCACACGACUGUGAUGGCUGGCUGCUCCAGCCACAAAGGUCAAGAAGCAAAUGCCAAUCCUGUUCUGCGCCUGUACUACACAUCCCGCCCAGUCCUGUUUACUAUGUGUGCUGGAAAUGAGCUGUUUUAUUCAGCACUUUACCUUCUUCAUUUUACAGAAGGACCUAUUAUAGCAGGUGUUGGUCUUUGGCGUAUGAUGUCCAUUGGUCUCUUUCCCAUUGGUGUUUUAAAGUCAAUUCUAGCUCUAAUGCAAGGUUACAAUGCUGCACUUAGCCUAGGAGAAAUUGACGUUAAAGAACGCCUGGAAGCUGCUAAAAAAUUAUAUUAAGGAGGCAGUUUCAUUUAAAUGUACAGCACUAAAGAAAUUAUCCUUUAUAAUAAUGUUUAUAUGAAAAAUUGUUUCUUUGAGAAGUAAUAUACAGUAUUAAUUAAUGGAGUGUGAAUUACUGUAUAUAACACAUACCAUACCCCAAGCUCUUGUCGAGGUCAACCUUGGUCUAGCAUGGCACUGAAUUAGUACUGGCCUUCACAGUAUUUGCUUGGUGCCCUUCAGAAUAGGGUUAACCUUUCCACAGAUGCAUAGAGGUUGAGAAAGAUUUGUUAUAGCUCUAGGACUAGUCAACUUUACUGAAUUGUGCAACACACGCAUAGGACCCAAAAUCUCGAAUCCAUUGAAAAAUCUAGAACAUUUUUUUUGUGAAUACAUCGAGUAGUGGGUACAAAUGUAGCAAGGCUGACCAAUAAUUUUUAAUGGUACAGACACAACAGUACUGGACUCGUCUGAUGCUGCUCCAGAUCAUGGCUUGCCUCCGAGACUGAGCUUGUGGGUUGAUCUAUUAGUUGUAACUGGGGACCAAUUGAGGUUUACAUGAUAAUACAGGAAGAGAAUGAAAUUAGUAUGAGCUUGCCACUCUCCAAAUGUGGUGGGAGUUAGGGAAGGCAUGUCUAGUGUUCUCACUAGAAACUUGAAAUCUGCUAUGGUAGUGUAGUGGUCUAGAAUUUCAAGAGUAGCUUUAAAACCAUUUAUUUCUGUGGUUGCAUUGAUGUAUGUGUGUGUAUGCAUGUAUAUGUUCUAACCUAUAUGUGAUUGCAGGGGUUGAGUCACAGCUCUUGUAUAUGGAUGUAUGUGCAUACCUUUGUGUGUGUGUGUGUGUGUGUAUAUGUGUAUGUGUAUAUGUAUGUGCAUGUUUAUACACAUACGUGCACUGUCCUAUCCUCACCCAUGUCUGACUGUAGUCCCCUGGCAUCAUGCCCUCACUGGUUGCCACCAGGCCCACUCUUCCAGCCUCAAGAGCCCCAUCAUACCUAUUUCCAAAGCAAUGUGUGUGGAUCUUGCCUCUACAACUCCACUCUCCAGUUUGUUCCACUUCUUGACCACUCCAUGGCCAAAGAAAUACUUCCUGACAUUCCUACGACUCACCUGAGUUCUUAGCUUCCAGCUCUGUGUGCAUGCGUGUGUGUGUGUGUGUGUGUGUGUGUGUGUGUGUGUGUGUGUGUGUGUGUGUGUGUGUGUGUGUGUGUGUGUGUGUGUGUGUGUGUGCACGCGUGUGUGCAUGUGGAUGUGUGCGCGCGCGCGUGUGCGCACGUGCACACUCAUCUAUUUGUGGUUGCAGGGGUUGAUUUGCAUCUGGCCCUGCCUCUUUACUAGUCAUUUCUAGGUCCACUCUCCCUGCUCCAAGAGCUUGAUCAUACCUCUUCUUAAAGCUGUGUAUAGAUCCUGUAUGUGUGUGUGUGUGUGCAUUAUUUAUUUAAUUAUAUAUACAAACAUUUAUACUUCAAAAGCUUUGUUCAUUUCCUCAGAGGUAGAGCAGGUGUAUAGGGUGGAACUGGAAUUGCUCCUCUAGAUUACAAGAUUGAGGAGUUUCAACAGAGAAACUGAUUCCUCUGAAAUAUAGCCCUUUUAGGGAGGGACAAGCACCUUGAUGCUAAUGAAAGGCUUUUGAUCCAGUGAAUUGGAGCCACCAUCCCCUUUCUUGAAUUAACCUGUUUACCUCCUAUUCCCCGGGUUUAAUGUUUCAUAUGAUUAUAAUCAUUACCUGGGAUAUAACAUGGUAUUUAAUUUCCCUAACAAGAUUAUUGACCAGCUCUUUUAAGAACACAGAGCUAGCAUGCUUUUUCUAAGGUUUAAAUGCAUCUGUACCUCCCCAAAUAUGCUGUAAAUCAUAUACCCUACUAACUCAAAUUAUAAGGAUACAUCAAUGUUUAUUAUAUGUACAAUAUUUUAGAUCAUGAGAAUUUUAACCCUGUUGUUUGAAAGAAAAAAUUUUGCUGAAAAAAAUUUUAAAUCUGCUGUGUUUGAACCAUAUUUAGAAAAUGAUUAUAAAUCAACCAUACAUACAUAAUCCAAACAUGCAAAAAUUAAUGGAUUUUAUUGAAAGAUCAUCUCAAGGGAGGUUCCUUGAUGCUGCAAAGGGGCUCUUGAUGUAAGGAAUUGGACCUGUACUUCAAUUCCUUAAAUUGAGUCUGAAUGCCUUCCAUUCCCCAGACACUGUAUAACCCCUAUGAAUUUAGUGCACCACCAUGAAUAUAAUAAGAAUAUUAAAAGUGAUGAAAGAAAAAAUUUCAGUUCUGCUUGAAAUUAUCAAGAAAUAUAAAUAUCAGUAAUGUAGAGCUAAUACAAGUCCACCACACGUACAUAAAAUGCCAUAUAAAAAAUUGGUGCAUUUUAUUAAAAACAAUAAAAUAAAUUUUAAAUGAAACUUUUUUUUACCAGUUUGUACAAAGCAAAUCUGAGCCUUCAUACAUGAAUAAUGAACAUAUAAAACCAAUACAUUUGAGUAAAAUCAAAUGGGGGGGGGAGAAAUUUUUCUGAAAAUGUAAAAAAUCUAAUCUAUAUAUCUCGACAAGUUGGUACAAAACAAGUGACCUCGCCAUACAUGCAUGGAGGGCAUUAUUUUAUAGACUUGAUAACGGAUGAUACCAUUUUCUUCUUGUUUCAUCAAUGUCUUAUUUGGUAUUCCGCUGUAUAACCCUUGUGGUUUAGUGCUUCUUUUUGAUAAUAAUAAUAAUUAUUUGGUAUUCUACGUUAUUUUUUGUUGGUGCAAGUUGUAGUGGGCUCAUAUUUUUUGGGUACAAGUUUGCAAAAAAUAAAAACAUGCAAAUCUUUUAUUUGAGUUGGUAAUGAAAAAAAAAAAUUCCCUGGAUUUUGGAACAGCAGCAUUAAUGUCUGUUGUCAAAUAUAACAAUAAUGAAAAUCUUUGAACCAAAAUAACAAUAUAUUUGACAAGAGCCUGUGAUUGUCCUUACCCUACCUUCUUCAAUUUACAUAACUGACCUAUCAUGAAUUGGUUCUGCAUUUCCAUUUCUUAAGUUUCUGCUGUUAUUUUUACACUGUAUGUAAAGUGUAACAAAUGAGUAUAUCUUGUAAAAAUAAGAAAUAGAACACAGUACAGUGCUGUAGUGUAUUACAGAUUUUAUGAGGAUGGUAGAGCAUAAGUACAGGCUUACCUCGCUAAUAUGGCAGGUUAGGCUCCAGAUUGCUUCAGUACAGCAACUCUCAGCCUUGGCUUUUUUUUUUUUUCACUUGCCAUUCACACAAAGCCUAAAAUCACAUUUACACUAUCAUUAAGUGUGCAAUUGCACUAGGCCUAAAAAUGAUGCAAAAAGAAAAAAUUUAAAAUUGCCUAAAACCAUCUUAAGAGCAAGGCAAGCACCAAAAAUAAUAAACAUGAAUACGUAUUAGCGAGCGCCAUAUUAAUGAGGUUUGUAUUUUAUAUGUAUUAAUAUAUAUUUAUGUAUUUAUUUAUAUAAAUAUUUUAAAUAUAUUAAUAUAUAUUUAUAUAGUAAUUAGGUAUUUUAUGUGUACUUAUGUAGGUACAUAUUUAAUUUUGUUUUGAAUAUGCAGUUUGUUUCUAGUCUUCAUGAUGAUAGCCAAAUGAAUACUUCCAAAGUUUAGCACUUGUUUUAUUAACACAAACAUAUAAUGUAUUUUUAGUGAUCAAGAUGAUAAAAAAUGUAUAAAUCUUGGUUAAUUUAAGAGGAAUUGUUGUAGGCUUAAGCUUUAACGUUAUAAUCUUAUAAACUGUUUAAUAUAGUUAGGGCCAUUUGUAUGGAUGAAGAAUUUUAUUCAUUACUUGCUGUAUGACCCUUGUAGGUUUAGCACUUCUUUUUGAUCAUAAUAAUUAUACAUUACUUUGCCAAGCUAUUUCAACAUGUAACUUUUUGUAUGCAUAUCAGUACACAUAUGCCUGGAUGCUGUCAUUCUGUGUUUUUCCCCCUUCAUAAAUGAGCCUAAACAGGUCAGUAAGUGUAUUUGGUUUAAAAUAUGACUCAAGGUUAUCUAUAUGAAUAUCUUACAUUGAGUGUCAUCAUUUGUAUUAUAUAGAUAAGCUGUAUAAGGACAUAGUAUUCCUUAUUGUGGAAAAGUGUUGUUGUCUUAGUCUCCUUAAUAUAUUUUAUGUUGCUUGGCCAGCAGUGAUGUAAUUAAUAAAUGUAAAUAAAAUGAA
Molecule: messenger RNA, 4919 nt
Organism: Cherax quadricarinatus
Lineage: Eukaryota; Metazoa; Arthropoda; Malacostraca; Decapoda; Parastacidae
Gene: Pis
Product: phosphatidylinositol synthase
Biological process (GO): phosphatidylinositol biosynthetic process
Cellular component (GO): Golgi apparatus; membrane
Molecular function (GO): CDP-diacylglycerol-inositol 3-phosphatidyltransferase activity
Source: RefSeq, a predicted model, not a curated record